Molecule: messenger RNA, 805 nt
Organism: Paramecium sonneborni
Lineage: Eukaryota; Ciliophora; Oligohymenophorea; Peniculida; Parameciidae
Source: the annotation of a GenBank genome assembly
AUGAUUUUAAUACCGGGCUAUAAUCCAGGGCAAUUAACACUAUAAGGAACAAAUACAUACUUAAUGGGAACUGGGUAAAAAAGAAUCUUAAUAGAUGCAGGUGAAGGUAAGGAAUAAUACAAAAUACACUUAAAACAAAUUUUAGAAUAAGAAUAAUGUGAAAUUUCAAUUAUUCUUAUUACUCAUCAUCAUUAUGAUCAUAUUGGUGGAAUAUACUAAGUACUAGAAUUAUGUCCAAAUGCUUAAGUAUAUAAAAAUUUAGAUCAUGAUUUAUAAUCAGAUAAAAAUUAUCCUUUCCUUCUUCCACUUUAAGAUGGAUAAAUUUUCUAAGUAGAAAAUUGUAUAAUAACAUCUAUUUCAUAACCAGGACAUUGUGUUGAUCAUUUUGGUUUCAUAACAUAAAAUUAAGAAUGGUUUUCAGGAGAUUCUUUAUUGGGAGGUUCAUCUUGUUAUAUUGAUAAUGUGGGAUAGUAUUUUUUCAGUAUGGAAAAAGUUCUUAAAAUGAAUAUGUAAUUUAUAAUCUUAAUUAUUUAGUUAAGCUAUUUAUCCUGGACAUGGAUAUUCUAUAACUAUAGGAGCAUAAGAAGCUAUUUAGAAAUAAUAUGAUCAUAGAAAGAAUAGAGAAUAAUAAAUCUACUAAGCAGCAAAUGGAUAAUCACUUGAUGAUAUAAUUAAAUCUAUAUAUCCAGAUAUUAAUGAUGAAUACAUGAAGAAAUUUGUAACUAUUGCAGUCAAAGCUCAUUUAACUAAACUUAUUAAUGAUAAUCUCAUCAUUUUUAAAGAUAAUUCAUAUUUUAAAUAUUGA